Chionomys nivalis (European snow vole) is the source of this 2474-nucleotide messenger RNA. It is a transcript of the gene Pygo1, whose product is annotated as pygopus family PHD finger 1. NCBI's taxonomy places the organism in Eukaryota, Metazoa, Chordata, Mammalia, Rodentia, Cricetidae. The transcript has 3 exons. Bases 806 to 2059 code for a protein of 417 amino acids. The record is from RefSeq and is a predicted model, not a curated record.
GCGCAGAGGAGCUGGACGCAGAAUUGAAGGGUUUGGGGCCUUGGAGGGCGACGGGGAGCGCAGAGCAGGACGUUGCGCCCUUGCGCCCUGCACGGGGUGCGCGGAACCAGGGAGUCUUGGGCCUUGGAGGGCAGCGGAGAGCGUGGAGCCCGAGCUGCGGGACGCAGACGGGAGACGCAGAGCUGGGGGUACUGGGCCUUGGAGGGCGCAGGGACCCCGGCGCAUAGGGGUGCAGGGUUAACGCGGGGCCUGGUGCGCACGGCCCCGGAGCGCAGCGCAGCCCGCAAGCGAGGCCGCGGCCCCGGAGCUCCGUGCGGGUGAGGGUGCGGGGCUCCGCGCGCCCUGGGUCCCCGCCCCCGAGGCCCGGCCCCGUGCUGGGCUGUAGAGCACAGGCGGGGCGGGGAGGCCGCGGGACCGCGCCACAUCCCCCGAGCGGCCACUGCAGGCCGGGGGCUUUUGUGUCCGCGGAGGCCGCGUCUCCCCCGCGCGCGGGCGGAGCGCAGCGCAACGCGGCCCAGGGCGCGCGUAUUCUGCGGGCCGGGCGCGGGCGCCGCCCCCAGGCCGCGGCCCUGAGCCCGGCUGAGCCCCGCGUGUGUGCAGAGCCCCGAGGCCUCGGCCGCCUCCCAAACUUUUCAAAGUCAGUCCGCGGCCCGCCCGACCUGGGCUCCGAGCUCGGCCGGGAGGACCCCGGGGACCAGGAGGAGGACCCGGAGGACUAGAAGGAGGACCCGGAGGAGGAGGGGCCACCGCAUCAAAGACGCCGGCUUCCCGCGGCCCGGGGGCGAGCCAUGCGCGGCGGUCGGUAAUGUCAGCGGAACAGGACAAGGAGCCCAUCGCGCUAAAGAGAGUUCGAGGUGGUGACAGUGGACUGGAUGGGUUAGGAGGACCAAAUAUACAACUAGGAAGCCCGGAUAAGAAAAAACGCAAGGGCAGUACACAGGGACCUUCCUUUCCUCCAUUGUCUGAGUAUGCACCACCACCCAAUCCAAACUCCGACCAUCUAGUGGCCGCCAACCCUUUCGAUGACAACUAUAACACCAUUUCCUAUAAACCACUGCCUUCGUCCAAUCCCUACCUUAACCCCGGUUAUCCAGGCUUUGGAGGCUACAGCACAUUCAGAAUGCCACCCCACGUCCCCGCAAGAAUGUCUUCCCCCUACUGUGGUCCUUACUCACUCAGGAAUCAACCACAUCCAUUUCCUCAGAAUCCCUUGGGCAUGGGCUUUAACCGGCCGCAUGCUUUUAACUUCGGGCCACAUGAUAAUCCGAGUUUCGGAAGCCCACCUUACAAUAAUGUGCUGACUCAGGACAUGAACAUGCCUGGUCAGCAUUUUAGACAGAGCUCUGCUGAGAACUUCAGUCAGAUUCCCCCACAGAAUCCUGGCCAGGUAUCUAACCCUGACCUGGCAUCUAAUUUUGUCCCUGGAAAUAAUUCAAAUUUUACCUCUCCGUUAGAACCUAAUCAUUCUUUUAUUCCACCCCCAAACGCGUUUGGUCAAGCGAAAGCGCCACCUCCCAAACAAGACUUUCCCCAAGGAGCAACCAAAACCACGAGUCAGAAUUCCUCCGCUCACCCGCCUCACUUAAAUAUGGAGGAUACAGUCAGUCAGAGUAACGCUGAAUUAAAAAAUGUCAACAGAAACAAUGCCGUGCAAGAGAACAGCCGUUCGGGUAGUGCAGAGGCCACCAACAGCCACGCCAAUGGGACCCAGAACAAGCCUCGGCAGCCCAGGGGCUCAGCCGACCUGUGCACCACCGACAAAAGCCGCAAGUUCUCCCUGCACCCCAGCCGCCAUGGCCAUUCGUCUUCUGACCCGGUGUACCCGUGUGGGAUUUGUACGAAUGAAGUGAAUGACGAUCAGGAUGCCAUCCUGUGUGAGGCCUCUUGUCAGAAAUGGUUUCAUCGCAUCUGCACUGGAAUGACGGAGACAGCCUACGGGCUCCUGACGGCUGAGGCCUCGGCAGUGUGGGGCUGCGAUACGUGCAUGGCUGACAAGGAUGUCCAGCUCAUGCGCACUAGAGAAGCCUUUGGUCCACCUGCUGUGGGUGGCGACGCCUAACCACGGCUGUCGCCUACCGUGGGUUCCUUUUUCUGUGUAGAACGGGGAUUUGGUGACAUGGGAUUUUAAUGUUCGACAUUUUUUGAGAUGGCACACACAAAAAUACUACAUCUUAGUUCUUACUAACGUUGUGCUUCAUUUCAUUGUUGUGUUUGUUGUCUUAAAUGAGAUUAAUGUGUGUGGGGGUGCUCUAGAGACACCUAUAAAUAAAUGUUCAUUGUUAUUUAUCAUAAACAUAAAAGCCUCUUGAAGCUUCAAAAUAGUGUAUGACAAAGGUAGGCAAGUUUUAACUUUCACAAGUUAGUCAGUAAAGAUAUCUAUUUCACCGCUAAAUUUUGACCAUACGACAGUACACAUUUAGGUCAAGAGUAGACUGAUUUAACGUGUUAUCUGAAUACAAUCUGUGUAGUGAUAA